GUUUUUAAGUAUCCGAGAUUUAUUUUUUGAUCGCGUAUAAUAAACGAUGAGAAAGAAAUUAGUGCCAGAAGAAAAACCAAUUUGCAAUGUGGUGACGGUGUAUCGGGAGAGAGGACAUUACUUGCAACGUCUGGAGCAAUUUGAGAAAGCAAUCCUAGCAUACAAUGAAGCAUUACGGUGGAAUAAUGCAGAUGUGCGCUCUCUUCUCGGCAGAAGUUUGGCUAGAGCCAAGGCGACACAUUACGCUGAUGCACUUCGCGACGCAGCCUGCGCGGCUGAACUUGAACCAGAAAACCAGACAGCUCUUCAGAUACGGGCGCAAACGAAUUAUGAGAAAUGUGCUUUUGAAAGAGCGUACCUGCUCGCGAGUCGCGGACAAGUGUUUCGGAAGUAUCCCGCGCACUUUGCUGAGUGCGCGCGCUGCGCUGAGGAAACGAUUCGAGAAUGUACAGGAAAAAGUGCAACAAAAGUCUUAUCCUUGGCUAAAAAGAUAUCGGAAAUUGAAUGGGGCAGAGAAUCAACUGAGUUGAAAAAUAUACCUAUUCGUAAACCCAGAUUGCAGCCACAUCAAUCUCAUCAGGUCCAAGAAAUGUCUCGUGUGGAGAAGCAAAAGUCAGAACGUAUAUCCCGCCUAAUGGCUUCUAAAUACCUCGAACAGAUGGCACACGACAAAUACUUCCUCACCCAGUUGUGUAAAGAUGAACGAAUAUACUCCGCGAACAAGCUGGGCUCGAAGAUAUUACAGGAAUUAGCGUAUAAAGCCCUCGCCGACGUCGAUAAGAGACAGGAAGUUCUGCGUGAACGUCGACCACUAUAUGCAGCACGAGGGUCUGAUACGGAAGCCCGGAAUAGGCUCUCAAACGCUCGGAAAGAGAGAUUGGCCAAUACCCAGCGGCAGCACAUAGCAGAUGCAGAAAGACUUAUUCGCGCUGCACAAUCGGUCUUCGAACAAAGAAAUACGGCAAAGUGUUUGGAGAUUGCCGAGUUUGCUAUGGAGCAAAUAUCAAGGAAGCCAAAUAGUCUUCUGCCGGGAAAAGAAAAGUUUAUUCACCAAUUGCAAGAGGUUGUUGGGCAGGCGUUUUUGGAUCAGAAGCGUGUUGGAGAGGAAAUGAGUGAGGCGAAUCGUGAAAAGAGAGCUUUUAUUCUUUUGGGCAUUGCGAUUUCUCGUGAACCCAGUCGUGAUUCCAUCUUACGAGUUCGUCCCCCGGCGCCUCCACGCGACGCCAAACGUCGUUUACGUGGAUUGGAAAGAGCACUGUCAGUGAGCAACCGGGCCUCAGAACGAUGUUAUGUCCUACACGAGUUAUGCCGGCUCCACGCUGACACGAAACAAGCACACAGAGCCAAGUUUUAUGCUCUUAAAUGUCAGGCAGAGGCAAGGUCGUCCAAUCAGCGAGUCUGGUUGCUGAACACAACGUUUUUGCUGGCACGGUGCCACCUGCUGCAGAAUAAUCGCCCGGAAACACGAGCCGCUCUAAUCGAGGGCGCGGGGAUAGCGCGCGCCUGCGGAUAUCGCGACGUCGCAGCCUUCUUCGACACGUGUGUAAAUGUGUCAAUGGAGGGUGAAGUAGCAUCGGGUGAUGCUGUACUGGAGAAGCGAGAGCGUGCGAUGGUCAGCUUGAUGCCAGACGAUGAUAUGCGACAGGCUGCUCAACAUCUCUUUAGGAAGAUGUCGGUCAUACCGGCCUCGAGACGGUUCUCAAUAAUGCCAGGCACUCGCACUGAGGAAGCCACUCCGUCUGUCAACCGGCGCCCAUCGAUCGCGCCGCCCGCCCAGCCGCCCGCGCGGUUCAAUCGUAAAACUCAACAUCCACUCGGCUUUCAAGACUUUGAUAUCUAAUCUUUAUUAUACACAUUUAUUUUUGACAUAAAUAUAUACGUUUU
Pieris napi is the source of this 1884-nucleotide messenger RNA. RefSeq lists its product as uncharacterized. NCBI's taxonomy places the organism in Eukaryota, Metazoa, Arthropoda, Insecta, Lepidoptera, Pieridae. The transcript has 12 exons. Gene Ontology annotation, molecular function: protein binding. Bases 47 to 1840 code for a protein of 597 amino acids. The record is from RefSeq and is a predicted model, not a curated record.